Messenger RNA from Drosophila mojavensis, 3410 nucleotides. RefSeq names its product probable arginine--tRNA ligase, cytoplasmic (gene ArgRS). Gene Ontology annotation, biological process: arginyl-tRNA aminoacylation. The coding region runs from base 500 to 3310 and encodes 936 amino acids. Gene Ontology annotation, molecular function: arginine-tRNA ligase activity; ATP binding. The record is from RefSeq and is a predicted model, not a curated record. The transcript is spliced from 10 exons. Lineage: Eukaryota; Metazoa; Arthropoda; Insecta; Diptera; Drosophilidae. Gene Ontology annotation, cellular component: cytoplasm.
CUCGAUACCUUGAUAGUACCAUCAGUUUCCCAGAUCGGAAUAACUUUUGUGUAAAUUAAAAAUAAAUUUGUAUUUUUUUCAAUACGUAUUAGGGUUUCACUUAAAUUUGAAUAUUUUUACGCUGUUCACUCAGAGAUAGAUGUAGAUACGUAGGUGUGGCAAAUUAACUGAAUAAUACUUAAUUAAUAAAAAUGCAUUACUUAUGCAAAGCAAUGAAUCCAGAGAUUUAAACGCAUGCGCUAUCGCGCUCAAUAAUAUAAAACUUUGUAUGCAAUUUUGUAAACACAUAAGUAUAAACGUAUAUAAUCGAAAUAUUCAAAUCAAUUGUAGAUGUAAUGAAAUCAGUGCGAAUGAAUAAAAACAAGGCAGCUCGAAUCUUCGCGUAUUUCUGAACCUUUGCAGUACACUACAAAACUUGAAGCAUAAUUACUCAUUGGGUCCCCCUAUAAGGAUUCUGCUUUGGAAAUUGAUUAAACUAAACAAUUAAGAAACACAUAAUAUGCUAACAAGGACUGCUAUUGCUACCAGUACUAGCAAAAGCCACCGCCUGCAACAAAUCCCAUACCUACCGCCUAUACAAACACGUAGUAAGAUUACUGCAACAAAGAUGUCAUCCCACCAUCAACGUCAUUUUAUUCUGCAAACACAAGGAUCUAAUUCCGGUGGUAAUAUUGACAUUGAUAUGGCAGAACGAGAACAUAGUACGAGCUCGUCUACGCAAACAGUUCCGCUGGAACAACCACUUUCGUCCUUGCAUAUUCAAAAAAACGAAAAUUUUACGCCAUUAUUUACACAUAAGAUGCCGCAAACAGUACCAUCAGAUAAAAUCAACUUACGUUUAAUUUUGGUAAGCGGUAAAACAAAAGAAUUUGUUUUUAAUACAACAGAUUCUGCUGGUGACAUUGCUCAAACUGUUUUUGAUAAUUGGCCUGUUGAUUGGGCACAAGAAGCUGUUUCGAAAUCAGAAAUAUUACGUCUCAUAUAUCAAGGCCGCUUUUUACAUUGCAGCGUAACAUUGGGUGCAUUAGGGCUUCCAUUGGGGAAAACGACUGUCACGCACUUAGUAUCUCGUGAUAAUUUGCCAGAACCUAAUUCGCAAGAUUGGGCACAAGAAGCUGUUUCGAAAUCAGAAAUAUUACGUCUCAUAUAUCAAGGCCGCUUUUUACAUUGCAACGUAACAUUGGGUGCAUUGGGGCUUCCAUUGGGGAAAACGACUGUCAUGCACCUAGUACCUCGUGAUAAUUUGCCAGAACCUAAUUCGCAAGAAUUUCUCCUAAUGUCUAUAAUUACAAAUAAAACUAUUGGAAUGAUUCCUGAAUUGAAAACUGAGUUGAAUACACUUGCAAAUCUGGAACACGUGACAGCCAAUCUAAAUGCGAAAAUAAAGCAGUCUGCAGUCAAACAGAACACGUGUUUUCAAGAUUAUGAUGAUCUCAUCAAGCUGCAAAUUGAAAACACUAAACUUAAACAUCGGUUCGCCAUUAUUAUAAAAUCAAUAACUGAAGAGAAAGAUACAAAUUUUAGAAUGCAUGAAGAUAAUACUCUUUCUAUUAUGGGAUAUUUGGAAAAAGUUUUUACAAAAGCAAUUUCCAAUGCAUAUCCCAGGUUUUCUAACGUUCCAACUAUUAUUGCGGCUGUGAAUGUGUCGUCAAAAUUCGGAGACUACCAGUGUAAUAAUGCUAUGGGACUAGCCAAGAAAAUGAAGGAACAAGGAAUUAUAAAAACCCCACGAGAUAUUGCUCAAGAUAUUCAAAAAUGUGUUCCAGAGUCUCCAAUAAUAGAGAAAGUAGAAGUUUCAAGUGCUGGCUUCAUCAACAUUUUUAUCAGCAAGAAGCUUGCUGUGCUCUCGUUAACAAAUAUGUUGCGGUAUGGCAUUCAGCCACCAAAGGUUUCAAAAAAACGCGUAUUAGUUGACUUUUCUUCUCCAAACAUCGCAAAACAAAUGCAUGUUGGUCAUUUACGUUCCACCAUAAUUGGCGAGUCAAUCUGUAGGCUUCUUGAAUUUCUGCAACAUGACGUUAUUCGCAUCAAUCAUCUUGGGGAUUGGGGAACGCAGUUUGGCAUGCUCAUAGCACAUCUAGAAGAUCGUUUUCCAAAUUUUCAAAACGAGAGCCCACCAAUAGGAGAUCUUCAAGAAUUUUACAAAGAAUCAAAAAAACGUUUUGAUACUGAUGACAAUUUUAAAAGGCGGGCUUACAAUCGAGUUGUUACACUCCAAAAUGGAACAACAGAAUCAAUUAAAGCUUGGAAACUCAUAUGUGAUGUUUCGCGUAAAGAAUUUCAGAAAAUUUAUGAUCGCUUAGACGUAACAAUUAAUGAACGUGGCGAAUCAUUUUAUCAGUCACGUAUGGUGUCAGUAGUUGAAUUUCUGCGAAACAAGGGUUUUCUGGAAUUGGACGAGGGGCGGGAAAUCAUGUGGCCUGAUGACAGUAAGAGUGGCAUUCCGUUGACCAUUGUGAAAUCAGAUGGUGGAUAUACAUACGAUACCUCUGAUAUGGCGGCCAUUAGACAUCGAAUUGAAGAAGACCAUGCCACUUGGAUAAUUUACGUUGUGGAUUCUGGACAAAGCACCCACUUUAACGCAAUUUUCAAGGCUGCGGAGCGUUGUGGUAUUUUAAAUCCAAAUGUUCAUCGUGUUGAUCAUGUACAAUUUGGAGUGGUGCUAGGAGAUGAUGGCAAAAAAUUUAAGACACGAUCUGGUGAUACUGUUAAACUAUCAGACCUGCUGGACGAGGGGAUGAAGUAUUCUUUAAAGCAGUUGCAGCAGCGCGGUCGUGAUAAGAUAUUGACACCUAAAGAACUGCUCGAAGCUCAAGAAGCGGUGGCAUAUGGCUGCAUAAAGUAUACAGAUUUGUGUCAUAACCGUAUAAGCGAUUAUAUAUUUUCAUUUGAUAAAAUGCUCGAUGAUCGUGGAAAUACGGCGGUAUACUUGUUAUACACGUAUAGUCGUAUUUGUUCUAUUGCCCGUAGCUCCGGAAAAGAUUUUAGCAAUGUGGAAGAUAUUUUGGACAAAUUUAACAUAGAACUGAUUCACGAAAAAGAAUGGAAACUUGCAAAAACACUCCUAAAAUUGCAUGAUGUAUUAAUUAAAUGUGCCAAUAGUUUAUUUCUACACUUUCUUUGUGAGUUUUGUUAUGAAGUUUCCGUUGUAUUUACUGAAUUCUAUGAUAGCUGUUAUUGCAUUGAAAAAAACGAAGCUGGUCAAAUUAUUAAUGUUAACCACAGUAGAAUUUUAAUAUGUGAAGCAACUGCGGCCGUGUUACGGAAAUGUUUCCAUAUAUUGGGCUUAAAACCUGUAACAAAAAUGUAGUACUGACUAACAAAUGUAUGGAAAGUGAUUUAUUCAAUAAAAACAAGGGUGCUCUAAUCGAGACUGCUCGCUAGGAGAUACCCUGAGCCCUGCAAAGAAA